This is a messenger RNA of Stylophora pistillata, 3175 nucleotides long. Its product is annotated as cationic amino acid transporter 2-like. Gene Ontology annotation, molecular function: amino acid transmembrane transporter activity. Gene Ontology annotation, cellular component: plasma membrane. Gene Ontology annotation, biological process: amino acid transport; transmembrane transport. The record is from RefSeq and is a predicted model, not a curated record. Lineage: Eukaryota; Metazoa; Cnidaria; Anthozoa; Scleractinia; Pocilloporidae.
GCUCACACGCCUUAGUAAGCUUACGUACAUCCUUUUUCUACAAAAAACGCACUCCUAAAAAUAAAAAGAACAUUGAUGUAUACGAUAUGUGCAACACUAUCCAAACUAUAACGCGAAUCGUCCACACGUGCUUGAUCAUUGACUCAGCUGCGCGCACAUGAACCAGGAGUUGAAAACAAUCGUAAAUGUCAAUAUUCUGUUUCACAUUUCAAUGUUGCGUUAGAGAGAAAAUUGACCUCGUUCUUUUUGACAUUACCCAUAAGGUACAUUACUUUAUUUACACGUGCCACAUUCUAACUACCAUGUUAAACUUCAAAGACCAACAAUCCGUAUAAUCUACCUGUAACAACCUGUUAUGACCGGUCAACCGAUUGUGGCUCUUUUAUCAAAAUAUAGUUUCUCCCAAAAUCCUCAGAACAGGACAGGCAUUUAAAUACAAUAGCUCAGCAGUUUCAUUAAAGGAUUGUUUCAUUUAAGUGCUACUUUCUUACAGGCUGUGGUGCGCUUAAAGAGUAGGGAGAAUUCAAAGACUGAGAAUGUAUUGAUUUACCUGGCGCAUUUGUAAUCCCAAAGGCAUUUGUUGGUCGUCAGAGUUGUGAGCACUAAAAAAUCAGCCUACGGGUUACAAGAUUCAUCGAAUUUGAUAUGCUUUUUCAAUAUGGAAAUCCUUGAACACCAAUUGCGUCUUUAAAAUUUUAGGCUGUGUAGGGACCUUGUCUUUCCUGAUUGAACAAUGGGAUGUCUUUGGCAGUUUUCACGGCGGAAGUUUAUUUCUCUUGAGAAAUUGGAGGAGACAAAACUCUCUCGAUGUCUUUCACUUCUCGAUCUUACCACUCUCGGCAUCGGCUGUACUCUGGGAGCUGGUGUGUAUGUAAUUGCUUGUGAAAUUGCUCGAGAUGUAGCCGGGCCCGCAACGGUGAUUUCAUUUCUUAUCGCUGGUAUUGCCUCCGUCUUGUCAGGACUUUGUUACGCUGAAUUUGGGGCUCGCGUGCCAAAGGCUGGAUCAGCGUACAUUUACAGUUAUGUAACUGUUGGCGAGCUUGUAGCAUUCAUCAUAGGUUGGAAUCUUGUGAUGGAAUAUAUGAUCGGGGCUGCCGCUAUCGGUCGAGCUUGGAGUGCGUAUUUCGAUUCUAUGAUACAUGACAAAGUUCGACUUUGGGUUUUAGAAAAUAUAGGACCGAUAAGGAUUGAUGGACUCGGAGGGUACCCGGAUUUUUUAUCAGCAGGAAUCAUUUUUGUCUUGAUGAUUAUUCAACUGUUUGGUGUAAAGAAAUCCACCGUCUUCAUUUUUGUUGUCACUUGCGUUAACAUGAUCGUAAUCCUAUUUAUAAUCGUCAUGGGAAUCACAUUAGCCAGACCAGAGUAUUGGUCGGAUUUUAUGCCGUACGGUCCCACAGGAGUAUUAGCCGGUUCGGCCACAGCCUUUUUCGCUUUUGUUGGAUUCGAUGUUAUUGCGACUGCCGGCGAAGAAGCGAAGAACCCUAGUAAGGCCAUACCACUUUCCAUUAUGCUGGCGCUGACAGUUUGCUUCUUGGCAUAUUUUGGUGUUUCUGCGGCGGUAACAUUAAUCUGGCCUUAUAACAAGUUAGAUUAUGGCGCGGCCUUACCUAAAGCUUUUGAACACCGAGGAGCAGAUUUUGCAAAAUACAUCAUUGCGGCUGGUGCUCUUUGUGGGAUGACAGCUGCUAUAAAUGGAGGGCUUUUCCCUUUACCACGCUUACUGUAUGCCAUGGCUAGCGACGGAUUAAUUUUCAAGUGCUUUGCAUGUGUUAGUAAAAGCACCGAGGUCCCUUUUGUAGGUACUCUUUUUUCAGGGAUUCUUGCAGGUAUUCUAGGAAUGAUCUUUGAACUGCAAGCCCUCGUAGAGAUGAUGUCCAUAGGGACCCUGCAGGCAUAUACCAUCGUCUCCACAUCGGUUUUGAUUCUCCGGUAUCAACCUGGCACUAUAGGCUUUGUUAAGAGCAUUGAAGAGGAGCCCGAGUCGAGCUCUGAAUUAAAGAAACCUCUGCAGGAACCAACAGAACGCUCUGGGAAAAUUUCAAGAUGCAUAAUAUGGUUCCUUUUCUUUUACUUCUUUGGUCUUAGUGCGUUCUUCAUCAAUGGGCUCAUUCCAAUGUAUGAAGGAGAAUUAUGGGCAGUUAUUCUAGCCUUGUUGUUGGUCAUAGCUUUUGUGGUUGCAGUCGCAAUAUUGUCUAUGCAGCCGAAAAGUUUAACGCCAUUACCUUUCAAAGUUCCCCUCGUCCCCGGCCUCCCUUUGUCAUCAAUGUUUAUUAAUAUCUAUUUGAUGAUGGAACUUAAUCCAGCCACGUGGAUGAGAUUUGCUGUUUGGAUGGCCAUAGGUCUGUCCAUUUACAUUUUCUACGGCCUCCGACACAGCGUGGAAGGGAAGCGGCAACAAGAACAAGAGGGUUAUGUUCCUUUGGACCAAAUUAACGGUAAAAAUGAUCAAGACAAGGAUGGCGAAACUUUGGAGUGAAGCAGUUAAAAAUAAUUAUGAAUCAACAAAAUACCGAGAUCAUUAUCUUAAAAGGUCUGCAGAACUUUAGGUUUUACAAAAUUUUAAAUUUCUUCGAAUAUCUGAAAAUUUAUGUGAAAAAAUCUAAAUAAAAUAUUGAUACGAAACAUUUCUUACGGAACACUAGAUAUAGUCAACUGUUUUAAAAUUCUUCUGACGUUGUCAUACCAACCAUUCAUUUGUUGUCUAACUUGUUUCAAAGCAAGACUAAUACAAAUCUUCCAUUCAUGAUAGAGAGCAUGAAGUGAACAUAUCUCAAACACGUCUCAUUCUUCAAUGAAAGGCAUAUUCGAUACUCUUUCUUUAGUUAAAAUCUUUCCUGUAGUUGGACUUCGUAAACAAGCUAUUACAUUCCAACUGAGGAAGAAUGUAAAAGGAGUUUAAGUAGUAAAAAACAAAUUCCGGUAACCAUGUUUUUACAUCGUUUGUGAAAGAGUAAUCAGGACUAGCUACAGAAACGAACUGCACGUUAAACAUAACCGUAAACCCUGCUAAAUUAUUUGAAGAAGUAAAAUAAUUACACUGGUAAUUAUGAGAUAUAGUAAAAGAGCUAAAGAAGUCAGGAGAUUCUUCAGGUCUUCGUCGAGCUACAGGCGUUAUCGUGAAAUAUGUUAUAAUCAUGACCGACCAAUAAAGACAAAUGAUCCAUUUAUAAUAUUA